CAUUUUUCGUUAAAACAGUCACGUGCAUAUUCCAUUAAUUGAAGAAUUUGGAUUGGAUUAUUGAGUCUAUUGAUAUAAAGUAAAAGAAAACGAAAUAUUAUAAUCAUUUGCCGUGUGUCGGGUAUCUACUGCAUACAUGAUUGUUGAUCUUUCAAAAAAGUCUCUAGGAGUAGGAAAAAUGUCCGGGGAUGACAAUAGUUUGGAUGGGGCAGGAAGUGUUGCAAGUUCCAGCGGAGAUCGACCGCAUGACCGAAGCAUGGAGUCGGACGCUAACGUCAGUGAAAACGGCGUUGACCACGUCAGUGACGUAUCGAUUGAUAAAAUUGAUAAACUCGAUCCCUCAGACCGCGAACUAUAUGAAAAACUUAAAAUGCAAGAAAAGGAAGAAAGACUCGAAAUUGAACGUGAGUUAAAAGCACACGAAGAUGUGUUAUCACACAUGAGAAAACACAAUGACCUGAACAGAAUUCGGGAAUUCCGACAUUCGGAUAAAAUAAUGGACCAAGAUUUAGGGCAGGACCUAAGAGUGAAUAAAAGUGAAAGAGAAAAACUUGAACGAGAGCGUGAGGAUUACAAAACAUUGAGAGAAAACGUGUUAAAGGGGUACACAUCCCCAGCAAUAAACAUUUACAAUCACCCUGCCUACCUGGCAGCCAUGUCAGCGGCUACAGCAGGUUAUCCCAGGUCUCAGACCCCUGAGAGUACCACCUCCACGACUCCACCCCUCGGAGAUGGACCUUCCCACCACUGGACAUUCGAAGAACAAUUCAAACAGUUGUACGAAAUCAGUGAUGAUCCUAAGAGGAAAGAAUUUCUUGACGAUCUUUUCCAGUUUAUGCAGAAACGAGGAUCACCUGUUAACCGUAUACCAAUAAUGGCGAAACAGACCCUCGAUCUUUACGAACUGUUCAAACUUGUCGUCUCCAAAGGUGGUCUUGUUGAAGUCAUCAACAAGAAAUUAUGGCGGGAGAUCACCAAGGGUCUUAAUCUUCCAUCAUCUAUAACUAGUGCAGCAUUCACACUUCGGACCCAAUAUAUGAAAUACCUCUACCCUUAUGAAUGUGAAAAACUUCAUCUAAGUUCACCACAAGAACUGCAAGCUGCCAUUGACGGCAACAGACGCGAGGGACGAAGGUCAGGGUACGGAUAUGACCUGUCCCCGGGGCCAACACUCAUACCUACGUCACACCCACACCCACAUUUCAACGGUCUCAUGAACGGAAAAUUCAAUGGUACAAGUUCAGAUCGAAGAUCACCUAUCACAAGCCUUAGACAAUUCUGGCAAAUGCAGGCUGCACAACAGCAAAUGUGCGAAGAAGACAGUUUACCUCCUACACCAACUCACAGAAGUCUUUCAGAACGUUACGCAGAACGUGACGCCAUGGCAAUGGAAGCAGCGUCUCGUGCGAUGGAAGAAGCCACGCGCAAAAUGGAAGAGGCGUCACGAGCUGCGGCAUUAGCAGCCGAGGAGCCUCCCCGGAAACGAUUAAUGACCGAGGACGACCGAAUAAUGGCACAUCCUGGAAUGCCCAGUACACAUCUAAAAAUAACCAGCAGAAAUGAUGGUAGAACCGAAAUUGACAACUCCUUAGUGGUUUCCAUGGAAAUUAAUGGCAUAAUGUACCAAGGCGUUUUAUUCGCGCAUCAAGGGACACGGCGAAUGUGAAGGUCAUAGUUAAAAAAUAGCAAUCCGGGUAACACAGACGCUUUUAAAAGUGCAUAUCAUGUAGACGCUCUUUGUCAAAAUGAGCGACAAACGGUCAUAGACGCUUUCAAAAAUAGUGUUUCUGAUGACACAGACUUUAUAAAAAGUGAAGACCGUUGAUAAUCAAAAAAUAUAGUCCUGGUGUUCAGGACUACUUUCUAUGCCAAGCAGACGACUUAUUAGCGCGGCAAAGGUGAAUAAAACUGAAAAUAGUGCUGAUUUUCAAAGAACAAAAGCAUUGUGCAUAAUAAGUGACCAUUUUUGUGGGUAAUAUAACUAAUCAAAAUAUAUGUACACAAAUUUUAUCUACAUUAACGUGAUCAUACAAAAUUGUUUUGUGAAAAUGUUGAAACGUUUUUAGCUAGGUAUGGUAUAUAUAUAGUGUUGUCGUUGUUAAAUUAUAAAUAUAUUUGCACUUCCAUAUGCAGCUGGUAUGACGUCAUAAUGAUUGUAUGACGUAAUUAUCGGUUAUGAUUGAUUGAUUUUUAAUUAUGUUAAUUAAAGACAAUAAUGAAAACAUAUCGAAGAAAUGAUUGAAGGUGGCUGUAAUUUUAUAAAUUUGUCAUUAUAAGAAAUAUAUAUUUAAGAUUAUCUGAGAAUUUACUCCAGAUUUUAUGGCAUAGAAGAGUCACGUGACAAUGGUAUCAGCAUUAUGAUGGCUAUUUAUUUAUCCAAAUUUUGACCGAUGUUCAACGUAAGCUCAAAAUGUAUAAGAACAGUUUUAGAUAUUCUUGAACUUUAAAGAAAAAGAUUUUGAAUUGUUAUUCUGUUUACACAUGAAAAAUCAACAGAAACUGUAUAGCUUAUCGCUGUGGGUUUGAUGGUUAUAUUCUAACAUUAUAAUUUUUUAAUGUUUUUGAAAUUAGAUAUAUUUUAAAUAUUGUAAGUAAUGACUCAUAUAUUAAUGCAAGAAAAAAAGCCUUGAAUAUGUAAAAAAUACUCAGGGAUACACUUCCCUUUACCGUAUAUGCACCUUUAGUUUAGAAUGUUUUUAUUUUUACAUCAAUAUAGUUAGUUAACUUCAACCCGAUGUACUGAGGUACUAAAACUUAACUUUGUAGUACCUGAAAGUCAGCUUACCUUGCCAUGGAAACAUUCUUGUCUUAAAAUAACUCAUGAAACCAUUCUCGUCUAAAAAUAACUUUGAAGCAAUCUAAAAAUAACUUAACUUAAAACAUGCAGUUUUUUUUUCUUUAUUCUAGUCAAAGCAUGUUUAACUUAAAAUUAUGUCAAGCUUUAAAGUAAAUGCGUCAACACAAACAUUUUCAUUGUUGAAGCACUGUCGAAUACAUGUUCUAUAUGUAUUAAUAAUCAUGUACAUUUCAAAUGAAAGAUAAAUUUAUACAUGUAUACUUAUUGAGCGCAAAUUGCAUUCAUAAUGUAUAUGGUUUAUAUUUUGUCAUUCUAAUCGUUUACACUGUAAUUUUGUACAAACUGUAAUUGUGUAUGUUGAUAUAAAAAAUUGAAUUAUUUAAUAAAAUGUUAAAUGUCGGUACAAA
Messenger RNA from Ruditapes philippinarum (Manila clam), 3204 nucleotides. Its product is annotated as AT-rich interactive domain-containing protein 3C-like. The record is from RefSeq and is a predicted model, not a curated record. Gene Ontology annotation, cellular component: nucleus. Gene Ontology annotation, molecular function: DNA binding. The transcript is spliced from 8 exons. Gene Ontology annotation, biological process: regulation of transcription by RNA polymerase II. NCBI's taxonomy places the organism in Eukaryota, Metazoa, Mollusca, Bivalvia, Venerida, Veneridae. Bases 137 to 1666 code for a protein of 509 amino acids.